CUUUGACGGCGGGUUGCCUGGUUCAGGUAAUUUACCUUAAAUAAAUAAUGAUUAAACACCCUUAGCCAAUAGAAACUCCGCACACUUUAGAUGAAAUAUAACUCCCGGAAAUAUAAUAUCAUUAGCAAUCGAGAGCUAAGUUCUUCAAAAUGCUGUCCUUUCUAGUUGUUUUAGCUGUAAUUAAUUGGCCAGGCUGUCUUGGCUCCAAUAAUGUGUACAAUCUCAACGAACGGGACUUCGAAGGUUACAUCCGGGAUAAGGACAUAAUGCUGGUUGAUUUUUACGCGCCUUGGUGUACACAUUGUAAAGAACUGAGCCCCGAGAUUGAUGCAGCCGCUGAACAACUCGCUUCCAAGAACAUGUAUGUGUUUGCAAAGGUGGACUGUGUCAACGACGGCAAACAGUUGUGUCAGCGGUUUAACAUACAGGGCUACCCCACGAUUAAGUUGUUUAAGUAUGGUCAGUACGUUGGAGAUUAUGUUGGACAGCGAGACAGAGGCUCACUGAUGCAGUAUGUCGAUUCGGUGGCCUCAACGUUUUCGCAACGUGCACCGCUGGUCAACAGUUUGGCUACACCUCUGGGUCAACCAAUUAACUACAAGCCGCACGCUCAGUUAUUAGCUCUGCACCAUGCUCCCGCAAUUCAAGCAGCAGCCGCGGCCGUUGCGCCGACUUUCACGAAUCAGGCAAACAUGCACGCGAAGAACCCGUCUCUUAUGAACUCGUUUUACGGUGCGUCAGCGCAUGCGCAACCUCCUGCAAACCUGGCUGCUUUUCUUGGCAAGCAACAAGCAAGCCCAGACUCUUUGCAGUCAAAAUUUGGCAGCCUGUCGUCGCUCGACAUUUAUAGAGCUAAGCUUAAAAUGAUCGCAGCUUACAAGAACUAUCAGCGUCGCCUUAAAGAGUACAGAAUGAAACUUAUGGCCAGUAAAGCAAACGUAAAUCCCAAUCCUCAAGCCUUUCCAGGCGCGGUAACUCAUCCGCCUCGUCCCGGUGUAAAUGCAUUCGCUCAGCCCCAGCCCUAUCGCGGGUAUUAUCGACCCGAGGCCCUGGCAGCACAGAAUGUGCAGAUCAAUCGCGCGUAUCCCCAAGCUGGCUAUGGAGUCAAUACCAUGGGUUAUCCCAACCAGUUUGGCAGUCCUUAUGGUUAUCAAGCUGUGGCCAGUAGUCCGUAUUACAGAAGUAAAAUGGGUCACGGGAAGGGUAAGAAUCCUGGGAAGCUAAGAAGACCUGCGCCGCGUCCUGCUGCUCUCAGAAACCCCGCUUACAAUCGUCAGCCUGGUAGAACUCGAUUCAACAGCCAGGCAGCUUAUUAUUACAAACAACAACACCAGCGACAGCAACAAUUUCAACAAGCUUCCCGGCAGCAAUAUUACCGUCAGCCAAAGCAACAGAGGCAACAAUUUAGACAGAAGCAGCCACAACGACAAUAUAAACAGGAGCCUCAGCAACUCCGGCAGUUUCAACAAGAGCCACAGCAACAACAGCGGUUUCUACAGGAGGCACAGCAACUCCAGCAACAACAACAACAACAACAACGACAACAACAGUCGCAGGGCGAUCAACAAACCUUCAAGCAGAAUGAGCCCCAACCUGUGGAAAAGUUUCCUUUAUCUCUCCCUGAACAGCCAAGCGAUUCGCCAUCAAAACCAUCAAAACCAGACACGUCAGCUCUCAAGGAUCUGAAAGCUGACAUUGAGAGCGCCAUCCAGGACGCUCUGAGGAAUGCUGUAACAAAAAGUGCGCAGAAGACUAAGCCGAGUGAGGAGGUACACGUUGACGUUGAGAGGGCUAAGCCUCAGAUCCCUGAAGCGUCUCCUGAACAAGCGGGAUCUGGAUCUGGAGUCCAGACACAAAAUAUAUCUCAGCAGGGUAGCGUUGGGGAUGCUGUGAAUGGUGAAGCCCAUAGUGGUAGUGGGUCGGGUUUAAAACCCGAAUCCCGGUGAAGAACUAAAUUAAGAAGCGAGAGACACCUGAGGUUAUUCCAAAUCUGGAACGAGAAUGUUUUUAAACCAAAAAUUGGUCUCUGAAUUUUUGUAAAGAGUUCUCUCCACCUUGAGUUGAUGAGUAACAUUUCUUCUGGCAUAUCCAAGUGCAAAGUUCCUUCCAAAUCAAUCUUCACGUGCGAAUCGUUUGCACAUGAUAGUUUUCGUUUGCACAUGACACUUUCCUUAUUUGGUACAUCAAAAAAAUCAAUGAAAUAUGUUAGAAAAAAGUUACAGUAAUUUUAUCUACGAGAAGACGAUAGAAGUUCCCUCUUUUGAUCUCUGAUCAACACAUUUCUCCUUCUUUUCUCUCGUAUUGCGGAAGAAAGCAGAAAUAGACUAUAAAGAAUCAAAACAGCCAAUCUGAAAAUUAUAAUUUCAAUAAAAGUAUAUUUUGUAAAGUCGAAAUAAAAAUGAAAAUAAAACUAUUUUUU
Molecule: messenger RNA, 2419 nt
Organism: Stylophora pistillata
Lineage: Eukaryota; Metazoa; Cnidaria; Anthozoa; Scleractinia; Pocilloporidae
Biological process (GO): protein folding
Cellular component (GO): endoplasmic reticulum
Molecular function (GO): protein disulfide isomerase activity
Source: RefSeq, a predicted model, not a curated record